AUGUCAUUCUGUUAUAACGAUAAUAGCUGCAGCGCUGACACAUACUCAAGUACCAAAAUGGUAUCACAAGCUUUACCAUACGCAAUGGACACUCUGUAUAAAUUAGGUAGAAAAGGUAGAUCAAAUGUAAGCAGAGUUAGAAAGUCCGGUAGAGAAUUAGCACAUAGAUAUUCUAUUCCAAGAUUUUUAUAUAAUCAAUUCUCUACAAUAGAUGAAUCUGAUGAAAUUGAAAAAUUUGAUCCUGAUACUACUGAUACUACUACUAGUACUCAUAUGAAAAUCCUAAAUGAUCUUAAUGAAAAUAACAACACAAGUUAUAUCGCAUCUAAACAAUACCAAACCGUUAUAAGUCGUCCAAAUUCAACUACCAAUUUGGGUUCAUCACAAAUUUCUAUCAAUUCAGACGCUGCUACAUUAGUUAAUAAUAAAAAUUUCACUAAUUUCAUAUCUUCUUCUAAACAAAAUAUCGCAGAGUCUUCUUCACCUUACAAUUCAUCAUCAUCAUCUACUACAUCAUCAUUAUUCUCUGCACCAACAAGAACUUCUUCUAAUACUUUCAUAGAAGAAACUUUAAAAUUUGAAAAAAACAAUAUUAACAAUAAUAAUAAUGGUAAUAACUUAUUUAUUGAAGAAAAAUUCAAAAAUUUGGAACAUUUCACUCCAUUAAGUGAACCUUCAGAAGAAUUGAAAAAUGUCAUCUAUUCUUUUAAUCAUCCAACAGCUUUCCAAUUAGGUAAAAAUGAUCAUCUACAUUAUUAUCAAUUACCAUUCCCAUGGAGAGAAAAUAGAUAUAUCAUUUAUAAUUAUAGAUUUUAUGAUUCUCAUAAAAAAUCUUUAUUAUCAAUAUUCAAUUGGUAUGGUUGGCAUAAUGAAUCAUCAAAUAUUUGGACUCAUCUAUUAGGUGCCAUAUAUUUAAUCUAUCUAUCAAUUUAUGAUUUCCCAAAUUCAGAAAUUUUCCAAUCUGAAAAAGUACCAACAACAGCUAAACUCAUAGUCUAUUUGUUUCUCUUUGCGGCAAUUAAAUGUUUAUUAGCAUCUGUCUUUUGGCAUACUUUUAAUGGUACAUCAUUUUUAAAGCUACGUUCCAAAUUCGCAUGCGUAGAUUAUAGUGGUAUUACCAUUUUAAUCACAGCAUCCAUAUUAACUACGGAAUUCGUUACAAUGUAUUCAUCUUUCUUUGCCAUGUGUAUAUAUAUGACAAUAUCAUUAUCAUUAGGUAUGUUUGGUGUCUUUAUGAAUUGGUCACCAAAAUUCGAUAGACCAGAAGCAAGACCAUUAAGAAUCAAAUUUUUCAUCUUACUAGCAAGCAUGGGCGUAUUAUCAUUCUUACAUUUGACCUAUUUAACUAAUCUCCAAUACGCUACAUGGUUAUUAACUCCAGUGACAAAUAAAUCUAUAGUUUGGUAUUUGGUAGGUGUUGUGUUUUAUGGUUCAUUUAUUCCUGAAAGAUUUAGAACUGAUGUCAAAGUUGAUGAUUCCAUCCCAACCACUUUCCAAUUAUCAACUGAUUUAAAUAUCAUUACUAAAAAUAAAAAUAUUCAUUUUAGAGAAUCACCAACAAUCCAUUCUAAAUGUAAUCAUAGUUGUAAAUAUCAUUUGAAAUCAUUGAAAACAUUGUGGUGGGUAGAUUAUGUUGGUUGUUCACAUACCUUUUGGCAUUUCUUUGUCGUAUUAGGUGUAAUAGGACAUUAUAAUGCUAUUAUAGAUAUGUUCACUAAAAGAUGGUUGAUGUCAUGA
Messenger RNA from Naumovozyma dairenensis CBS 421, 1737 nucleotides. RefSeq names its product Izh3p (gene IZH3). The coding region runs from base 1 to 1737 and encodes 578 amino acids. The transcript has a single exon. Gene Ontology annotation, molecular function: signaling receptor activity. The record is from RefSeq and is a predicted model, not a curated record. Gene Ontology annotation, cellular component: membrane. NCBI's taxonomy places the organism in Eukaryota, Fungi, Ascomycota, Saccharomycetes, Saccharomycetales, Saccharomycetaceae.